AUGCAGCAGCAGACGGCACUUAAGAAAGCUACUAAUGUCCAAACUUGUAUCUAUGUUUGCUUCGUCCUUCACUCUAUAAAUUCACUCUGUCUCUUCUCUCUUUCACUCAUCAAGUAAUACUUUUAUUUCGCUUCUUUAUAAUUUAAGAGUCCAUAUAUAAGUUGAGCCAGAAAAAAGAAGAAGAGAGUCCUUAAGAACUAGUUUGGGUCUUUGGUUUAGUUAUUCCUUUUAUACAUUCCUUUUACAACUACUAUCUAAUAUUAUACUCAUUAUAUAAUUCUUCUCCUAGACAUGUGUACUGGAAAAUCAUCACACACAAAAUCCUCACCUAAGAAGUUUGGGAAAAUAAGUCCAGCUUCUUCUGUACUGUCCCUGGGUUCCAACAGUAAAGGAUUGAACAAAGUGGAACUCAAAGAUAGAGCGGAUGACAAAACCAAGGCAGCCGCUGCUAAGAAUGUUGCAAAGGCACCUGCAAAGGCACCAGCAAAAGAGAACAAAAAGCCUCUUGAGUUCAAGCUUCACUCUGGCGAGAGAGCAGUGAAACGUGCCAUGUUCAACUACACGGUUGCAACAAAUUAUUAUAUCACAAAACUACAGAAGAAACAAGAAGAGAGGUUGCAGAAGAUGAUAGAAGAGGAAGAGAUUCGCAUGCUAAGAAAGGAAAUGGUUCCAAAAGCUCAACUAAUGCCUUUCUUCGAUAGACCGUUCCUCCCACAGAGAUCGAGCAGACCAUUGACGAUGCCAAAGGAACCAAGCUUUGGAAAUGUAAACAGUACUUGUUGGACUUGUGUCUUCAACAACCAACACUAUCUCUACCAUAUUCAUCAUGCUCAUGCUUAAAUCUUGAAAGACACUAGCUCAGUUAAAAGCAUUUGCUAAUUUUCAUUCCAAAUCUUUCUUUCCCAAUUUUUUUUUUUAUUAAUCUUGGUAAGUUUAUGUCUCUUUUCUUUGGUCCUUUCCUCCUCACUUUUUCGAAAGUUUAAAUAAAUGACCGAUUUCGAUUGAUAUCAUAUGCACGUUGUGAUAUACUCCUACAAGAUAGUCAGUCUUGUCAUUAAAACUU
This is a messenger RNA of Raphanus sativus (radish), 1063 nucleotides long. RefSeq names its product microtubule-destabilizing protein 60-like. NCBI's taxonomy places the organism in Eukaryota, Viridiplantae, Streptophyta, Magnoliopsida, Brassicales, Brassicaceae. The coding region runs from base 292 to 840 and encodes 182 amino acids. Gene Ontology annotation, molecular function: protein kinase activator activity; microtubule binding. The transcript is spliced from 7 exons. The record is from RefSeq and is a predicted model, not a curated record. Gene Ontology annotation, biological process: mitotic spindle assembly; regulation of mitotic spindle organization; activation of protein kinase activity. Gene Ontology annotation, cellular component: nuclear microtubule; mitotic spindle.